Meloidogyne enterolobii is the source of this 186-nucleotide messenger RNA. The record is from the annotation of a GenBank genome assembly. Lineage: Eukaryota; Metazoa; Nematoda; Chromadorea; Rhabditida; Meloidogynidae.
AUGGCAUCAAUUGGCCAGUGGUUUCUUCAAAAUAUGGCACACGCAACUGUAUUCGCUGCAAUUGGAAAGGCCGUGUUUGUAGCUUCUGCUUUACGCUAUUUUACUAGAAUGGGUGAAAUGCGGUCUAAAGAAAAGUGUUGCCCUAAAAUAAGCAAUGCUGAAGGGGUCGUUAAUUAAUGUACAAAA